AUGUCUUCCAAGAGCGACAAUGAUUCGCUCUUCGGAUCGCCACCAUCCUCGCCGCGAUCGCCUUCGCCCGGCCUCGCCCUCCCCAGUGCGCACAACAUCGUGAGGAUACCCGGCGCGCCAGAGGACGCCAAUGAUGAAAAUGUGGGGACCAUUGCACUUCCCGGUUCCCAUAACUUUUCUGAACUUCCCGCUGCCCCAUUAGCCUUGUCGUUGAGCCACGCUCCUCGGCCUCCGGCGCAAGAUCAUGGGCGGGACACCGCGGCGACGUCUGCCAAACCGACUGCGCAGCAAGAACGAGCGCGGCGGCCUGAGGCCCCUGCGCCUCCCGCACGCGGUGGCGCGAAACGCGCGCGCCGUGCCGCGUCACCAGGACCUAGCCGUCCAAAGACGACGACCACGACUACGACGAGAAAGCGCAAGAGGCCGCAAAGCCCCGGCUCUUCAGUACCCGCCAUAGCCCUCGGCGACGCUCCCUCCCGCCCUAUCGUCGUCGAAGACCAUCACCAUCUCGAUCCCCGAUUACCCGUACCCACUACCGCAGAGAUCGUCCAGACGCUCAUGAACACGAAGGAGGUCCUUCCGCUUCUCCUCCGAACCCUUCUCCUCGUCGCCCGAUCGCCACACCUCCCCACAGCCACCACUUCCCCCUCUGGCUCCGGGACCCCUUCCGAUCGUCCCCGCCGUCGCCGCAUCGGCCCAUCCCUGAAGGACGCACCCCCGCCCCCUCCCCCCAAAGACCCGUCGAACAAAGGGAAACGCAAGCUUACCAAGGUCCCCGCCGGCGCGCAGGACUGGGACGUUCCCUUUCCCUUCCAAGAAGGCGAGGGCCCGGAAGACUAUCAGCAGAAGUGGGAGAAGCAGCGCACGCGCAGGCUCAUCGGACAGCUCAUCAACCUCAUCAAGGCGGCGGCCAAAAAGACCGCGGUGCGCAAGUACAAGCAGAUGAAGCUGGACGGGACGCUGCCUCCCGAGAACGAGGAGCCUCCACGCCCGCCAAAACGUCCGCGGAAAACGCGGAAGACAGCACGUGACCCCACUUCAGAGCCUUCAGCGACUCCCUUGUCUGAAGCUCAUACGCCGCUGCCCGCCGUCGCCGCCACUCUCAACGCCAACAGCUCUGCCCUCGACACAAGUGGCCCCCUUGACCAGCUCCUGACCUCACUGCUCUCACAUGGUGGCUCCGGCGUGAACGCGGGCGUGUUCGGUGCGGACGGGCUCUUCGAGACGCCCUCUGGUACACCCGCGCCCACCGAGUGCGACGACUUCACGUCGCUGAUCCAGUCGACGUUCCCCUCCGACGGCUUCGACUACAACGCGCUAUGGUUGAACGCGGGCAUGUCAGUCGAUGCGAACGGCAUACCCCUCGAUUCGAAUGGGAUGCCGAUGAAUAUGAACGGGGAUGUGGGCUUGAACUUGGGCUCGGGCGUGGACACGUCCGCAGGUAUAGAUGCGGGUGCGCCCAUGCCGGAGAUGAGCUUUGAGGAGCUGACCGCGCUCUUCGCGUCGGAUGAGAGCUGCGGGCUGGGAUUGGAUGGGCUCGGAAUGGAUCCCGUCAGCGUGAACCACGUCGGCAUGGAUGGGAUGGGCAUGAACGGGGUGGGCAUGGUGGGCGGGGUCGGACUAGGGCAGAGCGUGCCUGCGCAGGACUUUACCUUCCCUCUCGAUCCGGCGCUGAUGGACAUGGGGCAGGCGCAGGCGGCGGGAAUCGGAGACACCGCGAAGAGCUUCGGAGACGGCGUCGCGGGUGUGGGCUUCGGCGACGGUGCUGCGGGUGCGGGCUCGUCCUUCCUGAUGACGCCCUCGCCCACCGACUUGCCCUCUAUGUCGAUGUCUGCGAGCGCGAGCUCGGCGGGCGAUGGGCCAUAUACGCCGCUCCUGGAUCAGGAGCAGCUGAGUCGGCGUCCAUCAGACGCGUUCUCUGUUGCAUCACGCGGGCUCGGCGGCACCUUCUCGGACACCUUGCAUUCGGCGGCGCAUACUCCGACACCAGGGCUUGCAUCAGUACCGGGCAUUGAGCCGGACGCUGGCGCGGCUACAGGCAAUCCCUCUCAAGUGGGCACAGGCCUACCGUCUUACGUGGGCUCGGAGCCAUCUGGUGAUGGCAACGCGGCGAACGUGGCAUCCCCUAGGAAUACGGAGACGGUCGACCCAGCGCGUCAGAAUGUGUUUCCGGCGGCGGGGAAGGCGCUGUCGGGCGAUGGAAUGCAUACGACUUUGGUGGGACUGGACACGAAUAUGGACGUCGAUUGGGUCGCAGCAGGGCAAGGCACAUCCCUUUCGACGUUGCAGUCAUCGCAGCCGUGGCAAGACUCGUCGACGCAUCCCGUCCCAUUUGAUCAAGCUGCUCACCCGCCACAAACUUUACCCUCGUCAGUGAUCAAUGUACCUACGUCUGCGACACCUGCACCCCCACCUCCAACGGGAAUACGGCACACUGUCAACACCACAUCCUCCCAGCCGAGUGCAGCGACGGCGCGCGCUCAAGAUGCAUCGUCAUCUCAAGCAGCCUCAUCAUCAUCCUCGACCGCCGAGCCCGCCAAUAGACUUCCUUCAUCCUCCUCACCCGCCAGUACACUUCUCGCACCACCCACACCUUGGACUCCUGCUCCGCCCACCCCGUGGACGUUCGCCGUCGACAAGUGGGUACCGCCGCCGAUGUCGCCGCGUCCGCCGUCGCAGCGGGCGAAGGGCAAGCAGAGGGCGCUCGCUCCGGUGGGGAGUAGUGUCGCGCCUACGCGGAACGACAUCGAGCCUGCAGGCUCGAAUGCGUCGGAUGCUGGUUCGACCGCGACCGCGGCCGCGGUGCCGAAUGCUGCGACUGCGAGGGCCAAGGGUCCCGCGCCAGCGGGUACCAACACCUCAUCCACAGGCCCGCUCCGCAUGCCCGCCACCGCGGCGGAGAAAGCGCGCGUCCUGCAGCAGGCGCGCGAGCGCAAGGCGGAGCUCGAGGGCGCGAUCGAGCGGGCGAAAGUCGAGCUGUGGGAGCUGUCGAUCGAGGGGGACGUGCUGCAUAGAGUGCGCAAGAAGAUGAUGAGGGCGGGGACCGAGGAGGCGGAGGCGGAAUGAGAAUACGGAAGGUGAGGGAUCAUCGAGGGAGUGGGGCUCGCGUGUUGUUGUCGGUGCUUCGCUGUAAUGCGGGGAGUACGACAUGUUGCGCAGGGUGCAUUGCAAGGACCGAAUACCCAUGCUAUGAUUUGGUUCAAUAAGUGCGUUUUGCUAUAGUACAUGCACGUCGAUAUUCGAUGUGCAGCUGAAUGAGUUCAAGGCUAUAUACACCGACACCUUCGGCUGCAUCGGGAGAAGAGUCAGAGGGACAUUGCGCGUCUCAGGCGCAUGUUGUGCGCCUUUCCCGUGCCCGUGCGAUGAGCUUUCCGGAAGGCUGAGGCGAGUUGCGACGCCACGUGGCUCAACCCUCCCUCCAGCGAUUGCCACACGAUGCACAUCUGAAGA
This is a messenger RNA of Schizophyllum commune H4-8, 3450 nucleotides long. RefSeq lists its product as uncharacterized. The transcript has 4 exons. NCBI's taxonomy places the organism in Eukaryota, Fungi, Basidiomycota, Agaricomycetes, Agaricales, Schizophyllaceae. The record is from RefSeq and is a predicted model, not a curated record. The coding region runs from base 1 to 3066 and encodes 1021 amino acids.